Molecule: messenger RNA, 1923 nt
Organism: Cutaneotrichosporon oleaginosum
Lineage: Eukaryota; Fungi; Basidiomycota; Tremellomycetes; Trichosporonales; Trichosporonaceae
Source: RefSeq, a predicted model, not a curated record
CCCGCCGCUCCCCUCAGCCUAAAAGCACCCACUCCUCCUCCUCCUCCCUCACCCUCCCCGACGUGUCUCAGGAAGUCCCAGGCAUGACCAGCGGCGAGGACACAGACAACCCCGAGCAGACAACACCGCCCCGUCCCGACGUCGAGGUGCUCUAUCCGCCUGAGCUCGCGCCCCACGGUGACAUAACCACCGACGACAUUGCCGCCGACCCCAUCCUGCGCGAUCUCGCCGAGCACGACAACUUGCGCUACUCGGGACUAGGUCCGCGCCUCAGCAAGUCGGCCGCCCUCCGCAUGGGCCUCAAGUGGGAAGAUCCACGCGAUCACAGACGUGUCAGUGGCGAAGAGGUGCCCGUCAACUUUGACAAUGUGCCCGGCCACAAGCGGGUGGGGCUGGCUCUCAACGUGUCAUCCCUCGCAGAACCGAGCGUUGCGCCUCGCCUGAAUCGAGCGGCAAUGUUGCGCGCCGGGCAGCAGCCUGAGGGAGUCGAGGUAAAGGACCGCGCCGAGAUGGCUGCGGUCAACAAAGCGCGUGAGGCGGCUGAGCGGGCCGAGCGCCGCAAGUCCUUACCCCGUCCCACGUCACUUCUCCUUCCAUCCCAGCUACCGCGUCAGAAUCGCGCCGCCCUCCUUCGUGCUGGCCAGACGUUGGAGACCGCGCGACCAUACGAUGCACGCGAAAUGGCUGAGAACGCUGCCCGCAACAAGGCUCGUGAAGCUGCCGAGUACGCUCAGCGCCGCCGCACGAUACAGGUGCCCGCAAGUCUGGCUGCCCCCGCAAUCCCCCCUCGCGCCAACCGUGCGAGCCUCCUGCGCACUGGCGGCGACGCGCCUCCCCCACGUCCACCUCGAAGCCACAUGCGAGCGAUAUCAUCCAUGUCCAAUGGGUCGGGAUCCUCUCGCUCGGCCUCUGGAAGUAGCUUCAAGACCGCGGGGGACCGGGCGCUGGCUGGCAAGAUCGAGGCAGCGAACGCGGCGGCCGAGAAGGCCAAGGCUGAGGCAGAGCGCAGGGAGAAGGCGGCUCGGCGACGCCAGACUAUGGCUGCGCUGCCAGCGGGCGAAGCGGCUGGACCCGCUGCGCUCACUUACAACGAGGAGAAAGCGGCCGCUGAGCGAGCCGCAUUACGCCGUAUCGCGGCACAGCGGGAAGAGGAGGCGCGGCGCGAGGCGGAGAAGGCAGCACAGGACCGGGCAGACCGCGAGCGCAUCGAAAAGCGCCGGUCAAUGACACUCGGCCGCGCAACGGGACUGAGUGCCGCUCACGCCAUUAAAGAAGUGCCGGAACCGGAGCCCGAGCCCGAGACGGCGGAGGAGCGUGAGGCGAGAGAACGCGUCUUCCGCCGCCAGACCUUUGGCACAGCGCCACCAUCUAUGGGCGCCGCACUGGCCGCGCAGCGUGACAGCAUGCCCCCUCCUCCCGACCCGCGGCCUAGCAGAGACUCUCUGCGGUCGCUGAACACGCCCGCGGUCCCACCGCGCGCGAACCGCGCCUCGCUCCUGCGCGAGCGGGAGCAAGGCACGGCGCUGACGCGCAUCACGUCGACAGCGACGGCCUCGACGCGCUCGCGGAGCGGGAGCACGGCGGCGUCCGAACGCUCAGAUGCCGGCAUCAAGACGUCGUCGCCGAAACGCGCGCCGGCGCCCAUGUCCACGCCGGCCAAGUUUGUCGCGCCGCGCCCGGCGCCGGCGCCCCCGCGCGGACCCGCGACCAUCAGCUUUGCGCUGCCCGAGGUCAAGCGCGAGGAGAAGAAGGCAGGGCUGCUCGGCAGACUCUUGAACCGGAACUCGGUGGGCGCGCCGGCGAGCCGGCCGGGCUUGGGGAACAAGCGCGCGAGCGUGAUCAGCGCGCCGAGCCCGCAGAACUAGGCGGGCUGCAGGCGGUGGUGGUGGCUUGUUGUAGUAGUGUAUGCAUUGUUACUAUGUG